Molecule: messenger RNA, 1383 nt
Organism: Linnemannia hyalina
Lineage: Eukaryota; Fungi; Mortierellomycota; Mortierellomycetes; Mortierellales; Mortierellaceae
Source: the annotation of a GenBank genome assembly
AUGCAAACCCCACCAACUUCUCCCUCCGAUCCGUCUGCCAAGAUCGACCUUUCAGGACUGAACUCAAUCUUGGAUGCAGCCAGGAUCAAGAACGGUGUUCCAGGAAUGAGUGUCGCUGUGAUGUACAAGGGCGAGGUUAUCUUUGCCGAGGGUUUUGGAAAGCGUAACGAGCACCAACCCUUCACCAAAGAGACAAUUUCGCCGAUCGGGUCGUUGACAAAGGCAAUCACAUCCACGGCAAUCGGUGAACUGGUUGCGGAAGGAAAGAUGGACUGGGACGAGACACCCGUCAACAAGUACCUCCCCGAGUUUGAACUCAAGGAUCCUGUUCUCACCUCCCAGUUGACUAUGGCCGACUUGCUCUCCCACCGCACCUUCAACUAUAGUAACGUCAUGUACGCCGUCGCCGGAGAAGCCGCCGCCAACGUUGCCGGCACCACCUACGAACAACUCGUCCACGAUAAAAUCCUCACGCCACUGGGACUGUCCAACACGGGGUUCUCGCAGAAGGCGAUGAAGAAACUAGAGAAUCACGCCUCGCCGUACCAUGCAGAUUCGUUCUCGAAAGCUCAAGCGGGGGAGUUUCGAGGAGGGGAGUAUGACGAGAUUUAUAUGGCGUUUGCACCGGCGGGUGAUUUGCAUUCGAAUGUGUUGGAUUUACUAAAGUGGGGUAAGGUUGUUGUGGAUGGUGGGAAGGUUGGGGGUGGUGAAGGGAAGCAGGUGUUGAGCAAGGAAAGUGUGGAGAUGACGGUGACGCCGCAGACGGGAGCAUACCCAGGAUCAAGCGCAAACCUGACACUCUUCCCGGAUGACGACUUGAUCAUCGCCCAACUCGCAAACAUCCAUCCCACUGAACUCACCCUCUACGUCGAUUACUUCAUCGCCGACAAAAUCCUCAACCUCCCCUCCUAUUCCACCAGUACCCAACAGGACUGGUUGUUCGAUGAAGCUGUCAAGGCAACUGCAAAGGAGUAUGAGGUCUUGGAGGAGGAACGGGAGGGGAAAGGAUUGCCUGCUCGGAUUGAGGGGACGAUCUCGGUGCUUCCGCGUGAGGAUAUGGUGGGUCAGUUUGUGAACCCGCUCUAUGGAGUCAUCACCAUCGCCCGUGUCAUCCCUCACAAGGAUGAAGGAAAAGAAAACGAGGAGGAGGGACUGGAGUUCAGGUAUAACGAGUACAGGAACAAAAUGGAGCACUACCAUUACGAAACGUUCAAGACGGUGUUGGAGGAUUUGGGUGUUGCUGAAGCGAGGCUUUUUAGUUUUGAGGCUGGGAGUGAUGGACAUGUCGCAGGGUUGAGUAUCAAUUUCGAGGAGCCUGAUUUGGUUCGGUUUGUCAAAGUCAAGACUCCUGUCACCACCACUGUCGCCGAGAAAGUGGAGUAG